Messenger RNA from Daldinia childiae, 3459 nucleotides. Its product is annotated as Pre-mRNA-splicing factor cwc22. Lineage: Eukaryota; Fungi; Ascomycota; Sordariomycetes; Xylariales; Hypoxylaceae. The transcript is spliced from 2 exons. Gene Ontology annotation, biological process: mRNA splicing, via spliceosome; lipid catabolic process. Gene Ontology annotation, molecular function: triacylglycerol lipase activity; protein binding; RNA binding. The record is from RefSeq and is a predicted model, not a curated record. Bases 1 to 3459 code for a protein of 1152 amino acids. Gene Ontology annotation, cellular component: catalytic step 2 spliceosome.
AUGGCCGAAGUCGAGACGCGCCACCUAGGCGAACGAUCGCCGAACGAAGUUCCCGUUCCUCGCUCUCCCCGUCGCGAUCCUGAUCGUGGUCAACGUCGCGAUGGUGGUGAUACGUAUAGACCUGCGCGCGACCGCGGCCGUCGCUCACCUCCCCGACAACGUUCGCCACCUCGUCAGCGCACGCCGCCCAAGAUGCCCACCGAGGAGGAGAAGCAGGCGGCAGCAAAGGCCGGAUACCAGAAGCUUUUAGGUAUGCGAUCGGGAGGAACAUAUAUCCCUCCUGCACGUCUGCGAGCGCUACAGGCCCAGAUCACGGAUAAGACAAGCAAGGAAUAUCAGCGGAUGGCUUGGGAGGCGUUAAAGAAGAGUAUUAACGGCCUUAUCAAUAAGGUCAACGUCUCCAACAUUAAGCAUAUCGUUCCGGAAUUGUUCCAGGAGAAUUUAGUCAGGGGACGGGGACUCUUUUGCAGAAGCAUCAUGAAGGCGCAAGCGGCAAGUUUGCCAUUUACCCCGGUUCUGGCAGCCAUGGCGGCUAUCGUCAACACGAAGUUACCGCAGGUUGGUGAACUGCUUGUUAAGAGAUUGGUCGUACAAUUCAGGAAAGCGUUCAAGCGGAAUGAUAAGGCGGUGUGCUUAUCAUCGACUACGUUCAUUGCGCAUCUGGUCAACCAACAGGUAGUUCACGAAAUGUUGGCUGCUCAGAUGCUAAUAUUGCUAUUACAAAAACCGACGGAUGACAGCGUAGAAAUUGCCGUUGGUCUAACGAAGGAAGUGGGACAGCAUCUGGAAGACAUGAACCCGGCCAUUGCAGGUAUCGUCUUUGACCAAUUCAGAAAUAUCCUUCACGAGGCGGAUAUCGAUAAGCGGGUGCAAUUCAUGAUUGAGGUUUUAUUCCAAGUGCGAAAGGACAAGUUCAAGGACAACCCUGCGAUCAAAGAGGAGCUAGACUUAAUCGAGGAGGAAGACCAAAUUACACAUAAGAUCGACCUAGGCGCGGACCUGGACGUCCAAGAUGGGCUCAACAUCUUCAAAUUUGAUCCGGAAUGGGAGGAAAAUGAAGCAGCUUAUAAGAGGCUACGAGCUGAGAUCCUUGGGGAGGGAAGCGACGACGAAGAAGAUGAUGAAGAGGAUGAGAGCUCCGAGGAAGAAGACGAGGAGCAAAAAGCCAUGGAGAUCAAGGAUCAGUCUAACACUGAUCUUGUUAAUCUCCGUAAAACCAUCUACCUUACUAUUAUGAGCAGCAUGGACCCCGAAGAAUGCGUCCAUAAGCUUAUGAAGAUUAACCUACCAACUGGUCAGGAGCCAGAGCUACCUUCUAUGGUGGUGGAAUGCUGUAGUCAGGAAAAGACGUAUUCAAAGUUUUUCGGCUUGAUUGGGGAGAGGUUUGCCAAGAUCAACCGUCUAUGGUGCGACCUUUUCACUCAGAGCUUUGAAAAAUAUUAUGAAACAAUUCACCGGUACGAGACAAAUCGGCUACGAAAUAUUGCAAGAUUCUUUGGUCAUAUGUUUGGUUCGGACGCCAUCGGAUGGCACGCCAUGUCUGUCAUACAUCUAAACGAAGAGGAGACGACCUCUGCUAGCAGAAUUUUCAUCAAGAUCCUAUUCCAAGAAAUCUCAGAAGAGCUCGGUAUGACGAAGUUACAGGCACGAAUGCGAGAGGAUAUGUUGCAAGAAAGCUUUAUGGGCCUGUUCCCACGCGACAACCCCCGUAACGUACGAUUCUCGAUCAACUACUUUACUAGUAUCGGUAUGGGCGCCUUGACAGAGGAGAUGAGAGAGUACUUGGCCAAUAUGCCGAAGCCAACUCUCCCCGCACCUCCUGCCGCCGAUGAUUCCGACUCAGAUUCCGUGUCUAGUUAUUCAUCAUAUACUGGUUCCUCCUAUUCGUCUAGGUCUAGAUCUCGUACACCGCCACGAAGGGCUCUUGAUAGAGGCCGAUCGAUAUCUAAAACACCGCCCAGACGAGCCAGAUCGGCAUCAUAUAGCAGGAGUAGGAGCCCAUCCCGCUCACGAUCGUAUUCGUAUAGUUCGUCUCGGAGCCCGUCUCCGCAGCGGACCAACAAGAGAUAUUCUGCCUCCCCCAGCCCGCCCCGUGGUCGUCGUGACUCCAAUUAUUCGCGGUACAGAUCGGUAACCCCACCGCCGGCACGGGGAGCUGGUGGCGCCGACGUGCGCCCUCUAAGCUGGCUGUUUGGUCUUCGUGAAGUCCCGCAGCAAUCAGGCUCUUCCAUAUUCCAAGGGGCGGGUCCGGCAUCUCAACCGUUGCCUCCUAGUAAAGACCCGUGGUACAAGGCCCCGAACGGGUUUGAAACCAAAGAUCCCGGUACUAUCCUCAGGAUACGUCCUGCACCAGGUAUUCUUACUUUUAUUGGUAACAGCUCGGCUUCGUAUAAUAUACUCUACCGCACUACUGAUUCACGCUACCGGCCUUCUUGGGCCGUUACUACGUUACUCGUUCCUAAAUCUUUCUAUGUCUCCCCUUCGGGAAAGACGGCUAUGCUGUCUUACCAAUUCGCCUACAAUACGGUCCAUCUUGACUCCAGCCCGUCAUACACCUUGAACCAGGAACAGUUGCAGUCAAAUGUUGAUCUCGGCAUUCAGUCGAAUACCUCGCUGCUUACCGAAUUGCUUGGGCAAGGCUGGAUUAUCAAUACUCCCGAUUUCGAAGGCCCCAACGCGGCCUUCGGUGCCAGUGUCCUGGCUGGACACGCUACACUUGACUCAAUUCGUGCGGUUCUCAACUUGGCGCGGUUGACUGGUGAUGCCAGCAUCACUACCACUAUGUGGGGCUACAGCGGCGGCAGUAUCGCCACCGAGGCCGCCGCAGAACUUCAGGUUCAAUACGCCCCCGAGCUCGAUAUCUCCGGGGUAGUGGUAGGAGGCCUAGUAGACCCUCUCUUAGAUAGCAUAGACAUGAUAAACAAGAGCCCUAUCGCUGUUUCCCUAGUAGCCGCCCUGCUCGGGACCACGUCGCAAUAUCCCGAAGCCGCGGCGUACGUCCGCAGCCGGCUCCGUCCGGAGACUGCAGACGAGUUCCUCAGCGCCAAGGACAUUGAUUUUAGCACUUCAUUACGGGCUUUUGCGAUGAAGGAUAUUUAUGGCUAUUUCAUAGGCGGGGCCGCGGAUCUGAAAGACCCGGUGUUGCGCAAGGUGUUUAAUGUGGAGGGCAGACGCGGGUUUCGUGGGGUGCCGGCUAUGCCUAUGUUUAUAUACAAAGCUAUCGGGGAUGAAUUUUGCCCGAUAGAUAUGACAGAUCAGCUGGUGGAGAGGUUCUGCGGUAGGGGGGCGGAUAUCACGUAUGAGAGGAAUACUGUGGGCGGACAUGUGUCCGAGAUCGCGAACGGGAAAGGUAGAGCGGUUAAGUGGCUUUGGAGUAUUUUUAAUGAAUCUUACGCCCCGGCUGCGGAAGGGGGUGUAAUCCGAGAUGUUGCAGUAGACAUAUCUUCCCUAGAUACGUAG